Messenger RNA from Colossoma macropomum (tambaqui), 1641 nucleotides. It is a transcript of the gene pou3f2a, whose product is annotated as POU class 3 homeobox 2a. Gene Ontology annotation, molecular function: DNA-binding transcription factor activity, RNA polymerase II-specific; RNA polymerase II cis-regulatory region sequence-specific DNA binding. The transcript has a single exon. Lineage: Eukaryota; Metazoa; Chordata; Actinopteri; Characiformes; Serrasalmidae. Gene Ontology annotation, cellular component: nucleus. The record is from RefSeq and is a predicted model, not a curated record. The coding region runs from base 1 to 1134 and encodes 377 amino acids. Gene Ontology annotation, biological process: regulation of transcription by RNA polymerase II; brain development.
AUGGCGGCCACGGCGUCCGACCACUACGGCGUGCUCACGAGUAGCGCGUCUGUCGCGCCCUCGGAUGCGGUGAGCGCGCAGCAGGCGCCGUCCUACGGGGACGCGGCGCAGAGCCUGCUGCUGCAGAGCGAGUACGCCACGCUGCAGAGCAGCACCAACGCGCUCGGACACGCGCACCAGUGGCUUGCGGCGCUCUCGCAUCACGGAGACUCUUCGCCGUGGUCCUCGAGUCCGCUCGGCGAGCAGGACAUCAAGCCCGCGCUGCAAGGAGACGCAGACGAGCUCCGGCAUUCGCCCGUUUUGCAGCAGCAACAGCAACAGCAGCAGCAGUCGCGAGCUACUCACUUGGUUCAUCCGCACGAGGGCGCGCAUCACCACCAGGCGGCAGCUUGGAGGGCGACGAGCGCCGCGCACAUGGCCGCCGGCAUGACUGCGUCCAACGGACAGGGCAUGAUGUACUCCCAGCCGGGCUACGGUGGUCUGACUGCAGAGGAUGAGCACGGCGCGCACCGGCACGCCCUGAGCGGGGACGCGCGCGACGAGAGCGAGCACGGUCACCCGCACAGCCUAAGCCACGGCCACGGUCACGAGCACUCGGACGACGAUGUGCCCACGUCCGAUGACCUGGAGCACUUCGCCAAGCAGUUCAAGCAGCGGCGCAUCAAGCUGGGCUUCACGCAAGCGGACGUGGGCCUCGCUCUCGGCACGCUCUACGGUAACGUCUUCUCGCAGACCACCAUCUGCAGGUUCGAGGCGCUGCAGCUCAGCUUCAAGAACAUGUGCAAGCUUAAGCCGCUGCUGAACAAGUGGCUGGAGGAGGCGGACUCGACCUCGGGCAGCCCCACGAGCCUGGACAAAAUCGCCGCACAGGGCAGAAAGAGAAAAAAGCGCACGUCCAUCGAGGUGGCUGUCAAAGGGGCGCUCGAGAGCCAUUUCCUCAAGUGCCCCAAGCCCGGGGCGUCCGAGAUCAACUCCCUGGCUGACAGCCUGCAGCUGGACAAGGAGGUGGUCCGAGUGUGGUUUUGCAACAGGCGGCAGAAGGAGAAACGGAUGACGCCCCAGUGCGGAACGCUGGCCAAGGACUCCUACGGCGACACCCCGCCGCACCACGACGACCGGACACCGGUGCCGUGACCCCUGGGGGUCGAACCUGAUUCUUAUUUGUGCCGUUAGCGGCAGAGGGAACAGAAAAGAUAAGAAAAAACAAAAACGUGAGGGAGCCCAUAUGACACCCUUGAGGGACGCCGCGCGUUUUGUUAUUAAACAGUGGCGGACAGGGCGAAGGCGCUUCGAGGAAACGCUGCAGGAGCAGGUCGAUCGAUCCGUAUGGAAACAAAAACACUCGAGUAAACAAGAUGAAGCCCGAGGAUGCGCUCUAUAGUGACCAGUGGGAAGCGAGUUGUAUGGGAAAGGGCGCCCAGCACGCCGUCUUCCCGUCAUGGCCACAAAAUAACGUGUCAGUACUGAUGCAGGGUCUGCCAUUCCAUUUUACCCCAGCUACAGAGCUUGUUGUUAUUAUUAUUAUUAUUAUUAUUAUUAUUAUUAAUGUUGUUAUUAAUAUUUUUGUAAGCAUUAUUAUUAUUAUUAUGUUUAUUCCACUAUAUCUAUUUAACUUCUUGGCUUUGACAGCAGCACUGUAGU